ACUUCGUUUUGAGCUAGUUACUCGGAAAACGAAAAUCGGAACGCAAUCACUCACACCCUAAUCGCAUUGCACGCAUCUCUUCGUCUCCAGUCUUUCUUUCUCCCUCUCUCUUAGCCCUUCCACAAGCGGCGCUCAACAGAGUUGCGAGCGGCAGCGGCCAGCGUCCACCAGUCCGCCAUCGAGCAGUGAGAAUGGGAGGUUCAGCUAGGAGCGACGACUCUAGUGAUGAAGAAGAUGCCACUUGGAAAGCUGCGAUUCAAUCGAUUGCUUCCACCACCACUUACGGCAGCCAGGUUUCCAGCGCUUCCUCUUUCGGCAAUGGCGUAGCAAAAUCUCAUGCUCCACGAAAUGGCGACAACGAGGAUGCAGAGAAACCCCGCGAUCCCCAAAAGCUCAAGCACUACCAGAUUAAGGCGCAGAAGCUAUUGGAACAAUUACUGGAGAAGUCCCUUGAUAUAGUGGAAGAUGGCGGGGAGGUCCCAGAUGUUAAGCAUGUUUCAAAUGAAGGUGGUGUCCGACUGUUCAAGAACUCCCCUGUGGGCAUAUUGCUUGAUAGUAAAGAUGACAUUCAGCGCCCUACGAAGAAACCAAGACUCGUUCCUCAACUUGCUAUAGAAGAGAAUUCGAAGAAGUUCAGACGAGAAGUCAAAUCCAUAACUGUGGAUGGAGCAGAGAUAAUUGCUGCGGCAAAAGACGCAGCUGAAAGAUCAUUAGCCAGAUUGAUAGCUAAAGAAGCAGCAGCUAAAGAAAAGGCCAAGAAGGAAGAGGAAAGGGUUGCUGAGCUAAAAAAGACCAGGGGAGAAAAAUGGCUUCCUUCUAUUGCCAAGGAAAUGCAGAUGAAUGGAAGCUCGAGGCGAUGAUUGAUAGACACCGGUUUGGCCACCCUUUCAGUUUUGUUUUACUUUUGAAGACAGUUGAGGAGCUAGAAGGUUUUUGGUCUUUGCCCAAGCCAUCGCAGGAUUUAAGCCCUGGAAGUGGUGUUUAGUGCCUAAUGAACUUGUAGGGAUAGGGAAUAUCCUGAAUGACCUAGCAGAGAGGAGAUUUUCAUAUGCCAUGUUGUAUUCUCACACAUGCAUUGCUACAUCUGUGUGGCGAUUUGCUAGAAGAGAGCUUCAUCAUCUUCUCUUUAAGCUUCAUUGGGCUUAUCGGAACUGUAACAUCUUGCUGCACUGUAAGGGAAGCAUUCAAAUCCACUGGGUUCUUAGUAAACCCGCCAUCCGAACAUAGGUUUGUAAGCCAAGCUGCUUGCUUGAGAGAUCUAAUUUUAGCUGGAUGAGCUCCCUAGGAUUGGUGCAUAUGUUCUUGGUAUUGGCAUCUUGUAGCUGUGACAUGAAGUUCAAUAACAGCAACAGGUUUUGAAUUUGAUUCAUUAACUCCAUUUCGUCAUUAUUAUGCAAUCGAGCAAGCGGAGAGAGGUAAUGAAUUUGUUGGCCUUGA
Linum trigynum is the source of this 1437-nucleotide messenger RNA. The record is from the annotation of a GenBank genome assembly. NCBI's taxonomy places the organism in Eukaryota, Viridiplantae, Streptophyta, Magnoliopsida, Malpighiales, Linaceae.